AUGAACAUAGCGGUCGCGGGGGCGGGCGUCGUGGGCGUCACGACGGCCGUCGAGCUGAAAAAACGCUUCAGAAACGCCAACAUAACCCUAAUCAGCGAUGCCUUCGAAGAGGACACCACCAGCUCAGUGGCGGCGGGAAUAUUCCGACCCGGUGGAGACUUCACUGGCCCCAACCGAGAUGUUACCAGGAAGUGGAUAGAAGACUCCUGGUGGUACUGGAAGGAGCUGCAAGAGAGCCGAAACGGAGCUGAAUGCGGAGUAACAGAAUUAUCCGGGUACAUGUUUUCGAAUCGAUCAGAAAAAGUAGUGAGAAACGCCCAUUUGGAGAAAUUAGUACCGAUGUACAGAUCAGCUACCGAAGAGGAACUGAGCAAUCUAACACCUCAGAAAUGGAAGUUCGGCUCAUUUUACACCACUCUACUAAUAGACAACACCAUUUACCUACCGUGGGCGAUGAAAAACUUCCGACAAUUAGGCGGCGAAAUACUCCACGAGCACAUCACGAAUCUCCAACGACUCGGAAGCAAUUACGAUGUAAUCGUCAAUUGCACCGGCCUGGGAGCUCAAACGCUCUGCAACGACGACGCUCUCGUGCCCGUUAGAGGUCAAGUGAUCAAGGUCGACGCGCCUUGGAUAAAAACCUUCUUCUACGCCGACACCGAAACCUACAUCAUACCGGGCUUCAAGUCGGUGACUCUAGGCGGUUGCAGGGAACUGGGCUCCUACAACCUAGACGUCGAUAAAUACACCGCUCUAGGCAUACGCGAGCGUUGCGAGAACCUCGUGCCUAGCCUCAAACCGGCCUCAACCAUCAAAACUUUAGUGGGAUUGAGGCCUUAUAGGAAACCGGUGAGAGUCGAAUGCGAAAUCACCAGGAGUCUCAACGGGAAACCCGUGAAGCUGGUGCACAAUUACGGACACGGCGGUUACGGAGUCACUGCAGCUCCCGGAACGGCUUUGCACAGUGUCCAGUUGGUUCGCGAGGUUUUGAGUGGAAACAGCAAAUUGUAA
Molecule: messenger RNA, 1011 nt
Organism: Phyllotreta striolata
Lineage: Eukaryota; Metazoa; Arthropoda; Insecta; Coleoptera; Chrysomelidae
Source: the annotation of a GenBank genome assembly